ACUGAGAAAGUAGCGAUUCGAGAGAGCGCGAGGAGAAAGCGAGUGGAUGCGUGGCAGCGACGGGCGGCAGUGGCUGACUGGAGCUCGUGGAGGAGGCGCGGCUUCCACUGCCCCUCCACUUAAGCAGCUGUAUGGACGAGCACCUCAGCCUCCUCCACUCGCCUCCGCCUUCCUCGACCAAGCGCCGGGCCAACAAUCUCGAUAACCACGGCUACACGGAAAACGAGCAAGACAUCAUGACAAUUGUUGCUUGCGACAACGUGCUGGAGGAGUCGGCGGCGCUGCCCGGGCACAACUCGCUGGAGCGCUACGAGCAAGACCACGAGUGUUGUGAGAGAGUUGUCAUCAACAUCUCUGGCUUGCGCUUCGAAACGCAGCUCAAAACCCUCCAACAGUUCCCCGAGACUUUACUGGGAGACCCCAAGAAGAGAAUGCGCUACUUUGACCCCUUAAGAAACGAGUAUUUCUUUGACAGAAACCGCCCGAGCUUCGACGCAAUUUUGUAUUACUACCAGUCAGGGGGGCGCAUUAGGAGACCCGUGAACGUCCCCAUUGACAUCUUCUCUGAGGAGAUACGCUUCUACGAACUCGGGGAGGAGGCCAUGGAGAAAUUCAGAGAGGACGAGGGCUUUAUAAAGGAGGAAGAGCGCCCUUUGCCCACCCAUGAAUUCCAGCGACAGGUGUGGUUGCUCUUCGAGUAUCCCGAGAGCUCGGGUCCAGCCAGGGGCAUCGCUAUUGUUUCCGUUUUGGUCAUUUUAAUAUCAAUCGUUAUCUUUUGUCUGGAAACACUGCCCGAGUUUCGGGACGACAAAGACCCGACUACGGUCGCUCCUCUUAAGAACGGAACUCUCCCGUACUUCACGAGUCCCUUCUCUGACCCGUUCUUCGUCGUCGAGACUCUUUGCAUAAUUUGGUUUUCGUUUGAACUGCUGGUCAGGUUCUUCGCGUGCCCCAGCAAAGCCACGUUCUCCAAAAACAUUAUGAACAUCAUUGACAUCGUGGCUAUCAUACCGUAUUUCAUCACUUUGGGGACCGAGCUCGCAGAAAGUCAAGGCAACGGCCAACAGGCGAUGUCUUUGGCCAUUCUCCGGGUCAUCAGACUAGUCCGGGUGUUCCGGAUCUUUAAGCUAUCGCGGCACUCGAAAGGUCUCCAGAUUUUGGGGCAGACUCUGAAAGCCAGCAUGAGAGAGCUGGGAUUAUUGAUUUUCUUUCUCUUCAUCGGGGUCAUCCUGUUCUCUAGCGCCGUCUACUUCGCCGAGGCGGAUGAUCCCGACUCGGGCUUCAGCAGCAUCCCUGAUGCGUUCUGGUGGGCGGUGGUAACCAUGACGACGGUGGGAUACGGCGAUAUGCACCCGGUCACCAUAGGGGGCAAAAUCGUCGGCUCUCUGUGUGCGAUUGCGGGCGUGUUAACUAUCGCUUUACCAGUGCCUGUAAUCGUGUCCAAUUUUAACUACUUUUACCACCGAGAGACUGAGGGCGAGGAACAGGCUCAGUACCUCCACAUCGGGAGCUGUCAGCCUCUGUCAUCCUCCGAGGAGCUGAAGAAGACCCGUAGCACGUCAUCACUCAGCAAGUCGGAGUACAUGGUCAUUGAGGAGGGCAUCAACAAAAUCCACCAGAAUGUUUUUCCAGAAGAAAUCCACCAGAAUGCUUUUUCCACAGAAGUCCACCAGAAUGUUUUGGAGGUCUGGCUGAAGGUUCGAUACGAGAUGAACUAUUGUGUCCUCACUAUCUUAUUAGAUUCUGUGAGCUGGUAAAAGUGGAACCGAAGGACCACGACUAUUACGCCACACUCUGGGAUAAAGUGCAAUAUAUGUGAAAGUUUCAUCACUUGAAGAGUUAAAGACAUAAACACUGAGCAGCGUGCACAGUGAACCAUAGCGCCUGCCGAUACACUGAUCGUUCACAAGGGGCUGCUCUAUCUACGCCAAAUGCUUUGGGCAGCCUACCAUCUCUAUCCACCCCAUAGGAUGGACAUCGCGCGUUGUCUUAACAAACAGCAAUGAGAAAUUAUAAGAAGAUGAAGCUUUAAAGGAGUUUAAUGUCUUGAGGCCGGAUUGCCUGUGUGGACCCCAGCUUGCCAAACGUAGGGGCUUGUGGACUGUUCCCUUCUCCUCCAUACUAAUGGGAGGAGGUGCCUUCAAAUAUCCCCCAUACAGUUUCCGGGCCCUGUUUCUCCCUGGCUAGACAGCCUCUGUGCACCACUUGCCUUUUCUGUGUUCAGUAUUAUGUCUCUUUACCAAAAAAAGAUGGACUUGUGUGUUCAUGUGCUUUUUUUUGCUGCUAAAUGUAAGACUCUUAAAGGCAAAGUUCAACCAAAAGAGAAAAUGUGCUCAUUAUUUUCUCACCCUCAUGUUAUUCCAAAACCAGAUUACUUUUUUCUACUCACUAAAGGAGAUGUUAGACAGAAUGUUAGCCUCAGUCAUCAUUCACUUUCACUGAAUGGAAACAGAUGCAUUUAAAGUGAAUGACCAGGCUAACAUCUCUUUUUGUUUUCCACAGAAGAAAGACAAAUAGGUUUAGAACAACAUGGGGUGAGUAAAUGAUGACAGAAUUGUCAUUUUGGAUGAAUUUUCAUUUUAACUCCACAUAAGUGCUUCUACACACCCCUCUCUGGAGGAGUGUGCUAGUUAAUCUAGAUCCAUCAGUUGUCAUGUGUCGUCAGGCUGUGAUG
Molecule: messenger RNA, 2674 nt
Organism: Xyrauchen texanus (razorback sucker)
Lineage: Eukaryota; Metazoa; Chordata; Actinopteri; Cypriniformes; Catostomidae
Product: potassium voltage-gated channel subfamily A member 1-like
Exons: 3
Coding region: 132-1757 (541 amino acids)
Biological process (GO): potassium ion transmembrane transport; protein homooligomerization
Cellular component (GO): voltage-gated potassium channel complex; membrane
Molecular function (GO): protein binding; delayed rectifier potassium channel activity
Source: RefSeq, a predicted model, not a curated record